Molecule: messenger RNA, 2782 nt
Organism: Syngnathus acus (greater pipefish)
Lineage: Eukaryota; Metazoa; Chordata; Actinopteri; Syngnathiformes; Syngnathidae
Gene: zc3h10
Product: zinc finger CCCH-type containing 10
Exons: 3
Coding region: 291-2045 (584 amino acids)
Molecular function (GO): metal ion binding
Source: RefSeq, a predicted model, not a curated record
CGGACGCCGAAGAAGAGCUUUCUUUUCCGUGGUGAAAGAACCCGUAAGAGAAACGGAAAACAAAACAGCACGUAGGCCUCAAAUGAAUUCAAACACCUACGUGGUCAUCUCAAAGUAAAAUCAUCGUUACUAGUUCGGCGUGUACCACAGUUGCGUGUUUCGCCGUGGUGCUUUGAUAUUCAGCUCGUAUCUAUUAGGUCUUCAAUCCAUGACUGAAUUCCCCGCAGAUAUAGUUGCCACGAAGUGCACACUAAUGAGUGCUGUAUUCUCCUCGAGCUGGGCCCAGCGCCAUGCCUGAUCGUGACAGCUCCUACCUGUCAGGUGGCGGUGGGAGUGGUAGCAAUCUAAGUGAAGAGGGAGGAUCGGGCUCUGCUUGCGCUACAGAUUGCAGAGUAGGUUCAGAAGGGGGUUUUGGAAGCAUGGACGGGGGAGGCUCACUAGGCAAUGGCAUUAGUUUUGGCCUUGGGGGAGGUGCAAUGUUAAACUCUGGAUUAAUGCUAGAUGGGGUGUGCAGGGAUUUUAUUCGUAAUGUUUGUAAGAGAGGGAAGCGUUGUCGCUUUAAGCAUCCCGAUUUUAAUGAGGUGCCAGACUUAGGGGUGCAAAAGAAUGAAUUCAUUUUUUGCCACGAUUACCAGAAUAAAGAAUGCUUGCGCAUCAACUGUCGCUUUGUACACGGCACGAAAGAAGAUGAGGAAUAUUACAAGAAAAAUGGAGAGUUGCCACUUGCGCUGAGAGCAAAAGUUGCAGCACGACUUGGCCUCUCACCCACAGAUCUGCCGCAUAGUAGAGGGGAGGUCCCAAUCUGCAGAGACUUUUUGAAAGGGGAGUGCCAGAGGGGCAGUAAGUGUAAAUUUCGUCAUGUCCAAAAAGACUAUGAAUAUGAUCUCACUGGGCUUGGCGUGAGUGGUUUGCUUGGGGCCGCUGCGAGUGUAAUGGUAUCUGCAGGAAGUGGCAUCGGUGCAGCCGGAGCGAGCGGAGGAGCCAGUGUGGGGAUUCCGGGGCUUGUGGGAGGUGUGGCUGGAAAUAAUAUUCUAGGGGUGGCCUGCCCAGGCAUGAGUAUGAGUGCUUGCAGAGAUGCAAGCGUCGCAGGAGUAGGCGUCAGCGCAGGAGUGGCGGGCGUCAGUGCGACAGUAGCGGGCGUCAAUGCGGGAGUAGCGGGCGUCAGUGCGGGUGUAGGUACCGUCAGUGCGGGAGUAGGGCCCGUCAGUGCGGCAGCGGUGAGCGUCAGUGCGCCAGUAGUGAGCGUCAGUGCGCCAGCAGGCCCGUCAGGACAGAGGCGUUUCGACAGGACCCCGAUGUCGGUCUACGAGCCCGUAGUUGAGAGCGGCGUCUUUGACUCGGCUAGCCUGGACAGCCCGCUUGAACAGACCGCACUCCAGAUCAAGAGGCGGCGCUUGGAAAGCUUGCGACUGGCAGACAGCAGCGUCGGUGGCCACUAUGACCUCGGGGUCCAGGCUACCUUGCCCACACGCCCGGUGGAGUACAGGUUGUUGGAGGAGGAAAACAACCUGCUGAGGAAGAGAGUGGAAGAGUUAAAGAAACAGGUUGCCAACCUCAUUUCUACCAAUGAAGUUCUCUUGGAGCAGAACGCCCAAUUCCGCGGUCAGGCAACAGUGAUGACAGCCGCCCAGACUGAGCAGACCCUGGUACCUCCAGUGGGUGUGGUCAGCUCGUACAACCACGGCAUCGCCCAGACUCACACCACGCUGAGCAGCACCGGGCUGCAGCCUCGACCCGUCACCCAGCAAGAUCUGGUGGCGUCCACCGGCGCUCCCACGGCGCCCCCUAACAACGCGGCGCCACCCCCUCAUCUGAACCCCGAAAUUACACCGCUGUCAGCCGCUCUGGCGCAGACCAUCGCCCAGGGGAUGGCGCCUCCAGUUUCUAUGGCACCGGUGGCGGUGUCCGUGGCUCCGGUGGCCGUGUCUAUGUCCAUGACGCAGCCUCUGCCGGGCAUCACCAUGAGCCACGCCACGACGCCCAUGCUGUCGUAUCCCAUUGCCAGUCAGAGCAUGAGGAUCACCACUCUGCCUCAUAUUACCUGAUAAGUGGUAAUGAAGCGACCCUCAAGCCAAAACAGAUCUUCAAACUGACUGUUUUACGGCUACAUUGACAAAAAAAAAAAUGUAACAAUACAUGGAUACAAGUUUCAAAUUGUUCUAUUACGAGAAUAAAGUUCAACUAAUACGAGAAGAACUAAAUUGGCUCAUCUCUUGAUUGUUCAGUCUGAUCUGACAGAAAAUGUUUAAGAGCUACUCAUGAUUGAUGAAUAUGUACAGUAGUCAACUACGCUGGCUGCUGGUUUCAGACUUGCAGAGUCAUUUUGAGAGUCACCAGUUAGAGCUACAUGGAGUUUUUUAUUUUAUUUAGUAAAACAUCUUUAUUCUUCUUGUGGUAAUGACUUUAUUCUCGUAUUAUAAAAACGUUUUUCUUAUAAUUCUGCUAUUUACAUUUCCCUUUAUUGUCUACUGAUUGCAUUUAAUCCGAUUGCGAAUCAAAUUAAACCUAUGUUUCCCUCUAGAGAGCCGUAAAGAAACAUUUGGCCCUUGACUUUUAGCUAAUGACGCAACGGACGUUUUUUUUUUUUUUUCCUUGAUUAUUGUAAACACAAAAAAAUGUUAAAAUGCUAAAAACUGAUCAUCGCAUUUUUGUUUACACUUGCACUAGACUAGUUGUGGAUUAGUUGAUCAACACCUAAACUCUGCACGACAAUUCAAAAGCAAGUAGUGUGGUUUGUCUGAAGUCAUGCGCACACAAAAUAAACACGAUGUGAUAACCAGGA